CCCAGGUUUCAAGCAUGAACAUCUGAGUUUAUAUUUACACUGGAAGCUCUGAUAAUGCGGUAAUGCCAUGAAGAUGGAGGAAGUCUUUAACGCCUCAGACUGUAGCGGCGCGAACGUCUCCGCAAACUGCAGCGACGGCUUCAACAAGUUCGUCCAGCCGCUUUGGCAGAUCGCGCUGUGGGCCGUGGCUUAUUUGGGCAUCGUGCUGGUGUCUGUGGUCGGAAACGUGGCGGUCAUUUGGAUUAUUCUGGCGCAUAAACGCAUGAGGACUGUCACCAAUUACUUUCUGGUGAACCUUGCCUUUGCUGAAGCUGCCAUGUCAGCAUUCAACACAGUGAUCAACUUUGCCUAUGCCGUUCACAAUGAGUGGUACUUUGGAUUGAUUUACUGCCGUUUCCACAACUUCUUCCCCAUUGCCGCCAUAUUUGCAAGCAUUUACUCCAUGACGGCCAUAGCUCUGGACAGAUACAUGGCUAUAAUCCACCCUCUGAAGCAGAGGCUUUCUUCCACUCAGACUCGGAUGGUGAUUGGUGUGAUUUGGGUGCUGGCUCUGCUCCUAGCCUUUCCUCAGUAUCUCUACUCUUCGACAGCAGCGCUGCCCGGACGCACGGUCUGCUUCAUAGACUGGCCAGAAUACAACACUGUUGACUUCAGAAAGAUCUACUAUGUGUGUGUGACGGUGCUGAUCUAUUUCCUGCCUUUGUGCAUUAUGGGAUGGGCGUACAUGACGGUGGCGGUCACACUCUGGGCGAGCGAGAUUCCCGGAGAUUCCUCCGAACACUACGCGGAGCAACUCACGGCCAAGCGCAAGGUGGUGAAGAUGAUGAUCGUGGUUGUGUGCACCUUUGCUGUUUGCUGGCUGCCCUACCAUGUCUACUUCCUGCUGCACCAGUUUUUCCCUGAACUGUUUGAGGAGCGCUACAUCCAGCAGGUCUACCUAACCAUCAUGUGGCUGGCCAUGAGCUCCACUAUGUACAACCCCAUCAUCUACUACUGCCUAAACAGCAGGUUCAGAGCAGGCUUUCAGCAGGUAUUUUGUUGCUGUGCUCCUACUGUCAACAAAGAGGAAUUGUUGGAGCUUAAAUCCCCUCGUUACCUGCAAACCCAGGUCAGCAUAUACCGUGCAAGCCGAAUGGAGACGGUUGUUUCAACUGCAGCAACCGAGGCGACACCUGUUGAUCCGGACUUUCAUUCUCAUGUGGAUGUCACAACGAACGGCUCAGCUUCUGACACUCUGCCCAAAACCUCCCAUGUUUCCACAAACCGGGACAACGCGUGGAGAUGUUCCAAUUUGUCACAGGAGAAAGCCGGUACUUAGAGACCAGUGUAAAAUACAUGGCUGUAAUAUGUUCAUCCCUGAUUAAUGACCUGAAACAAUAUGGCUGUGUAUGAGACCUGAGAGAUAUUGUAUACACGCAUCUGCUGUGUCAUUCAUCAUUAAUCAACUCCACAGCUUAGCGUCUUUAUCCCUUUUGUUCGUGAGCCGAGAGGGACCCUUAUUAUUUGCUUGGCAACUGUAUAAAGUCAACUUGUUUAAAGACGGGGUUGGUGUAUUGCCUACAGACUGCCCACGGGUACAGAGCCAGCACCUGUUGGACAAGAUUAGCCCCUUGUUUUGACAAUGUGUGGAACAGGGUUCAGUUUGCAGCAGCCAGGUCACAGGCUCAGCUAAAUAUAGAGGUUCACAGAUGGGAAAAGGGACAUAGCAUGACAGAGACUUUGGUGAAACAAUGAAUGUAAAGGGGAGAAGUUGCAUCUGUUAGGACCAGGGUUAUUAAAGUUUAAUGCUACAGACAUAGAAGGAAAUGUCAGCGUUACAGGUUAACAGAUGCAAAUGUUUGUAUUUUGUGUUUGUAUCCAGCCUUUUGAUUGACUGCUGAUCUAUUUAGAGUCUAUCCAAUCUCUUGCCAAGGAUAUUUUAAAUUGGCCCAGUGGCAGAGCAUGUGAACGGAGCGGAGCGUGGAGUGAGCGAUGGUGCGGAGCGGAACGAAAUAUGGUGGAGCGCAGAGCCAUUUUCAAUUCACAUGCCGGAGCAAGGAUUUCACUCUGCUACAGUUCGCUCCGAUGAGCUCACGUCAAUUAAAAAUAUUGGAUUAUAUCAUUUGCAAAAUAACAUUUAGUUGAUUUAAGUGUGACUUUUUUCAACAUGUUUUUUGAAUUGUUAAACACUUGCAGGCCAACCGUUUUUAAUCCUUAAAAAAUGUGUGUUGCACAAGCCGUGCAAUUGUGUGAUAAAAACUGGGAAAAAAUAUCAUAAAAACAUACUCUAAUUAUACUUAACAAUACAGAGUGAGUUUACAUAAAGUGAUUGUUGUGGUAAGAGCCUGUUUUUGAAAAUGGAUCACAUACAUGCAUUAUACGCUAUUAUCUCAUUUCCAAUGUGAUGCAAAGUGACCCUUUUUAAUGUAAUCUAGUAAAAUAAAUUAAAAAUUAAAUAGGAAACGCGGGGCAACAUGAAUGGAGCGAGGUGUUACGUUCACAGCUGGGAUAACAGUGCGAUCAUUUAAUAGCAAGUUAAAUAAGACAAUACACAUGUAUUGGUCACAUCAUUAAUCCCAGGAGCCCUGGCAUAAUUACAUAAAGGAAAAAUGUCAGACAUUGACGUCUCUUUAAAAUUUGAGGGAGUGGGGAGCGAUUUCGCCGGAGCGGCGAGAAAGGUUAAGGUGAGCGUGGAGUGGAUUUUGAGCGGAGCGCCCUGCAGCAAAUUUGAGCAGUGAGCGAAUGAGCGAACAUUGUCCUGAGCAGGGACCAGGAAUUGCGAGGUGCUCCCUCCGUUCACAUGCUCUGUCCAGUGCAGUCUUAAACGGUGCAAUCACUGCACUUAUAUCCUUAAAAUUUCACAAUCAGAUUAAAAUGGGUUCAGAUUGAAAGGCAAAUAUAAUUUGACCUAGUUUUCACAAUACGACAGUGGCGGCUGCUGCCCUCUGGAACAGUGGAGGCUCAAAGGUGUUAAUUUAAUCCAAACCUCACUUAUGGCAUUAAAGGAAUAGUACACCCAAAACAUGAUUAGCCUUCAUUUUCUAC
Cyprinodon variegatus (sheepshead minnow) is the source of this 3024-nucleotide messenger RNA. Its product is annotated as substance-P receptor-like. Gene Ontology annotation, biological process: G protein-coupled receptor signaling pathway; positive regulation of flagellated sperm motility. Gene Ontology annotation, molecular function: substance P receptor activity. The transcript is spliced from 7 exons. The record is from RefSeq and is a predicted model, not a curated record. The coding region runs from base 68 to 1318 and encodes 416 amino acids. NCBI's taxonomy places the organism in Eukaryota, Metazoa, Chordata, Actinopteri, Cyprinodontiformes, Cyprinodontidae. Gene Ontology annotation, cellular component: plasma membrane; sperm midpiece.